Molecule: messenger RNA, 848 nt
Organism: Melanaphis sacchari
Lineage: Eukaryota; Metazoa; Arthropoda; Insecta; Hemiptera; Aphididae
Product: DNA-directed RNA polymerase subunit beta'-like
Exons: 2
Coding region: 22-708 (228 amino acids)
Source: RefSeq, a predicted model, not a curated record
UUAACUGCUGUAGUGACGACGAUGACUUAUAAAAACAUGUUGGAAGGUUACGCUAUGGUGACUGUCACAGCAGGACUUUACUUGUCGAUCUUCGGGAGCAUUGUUUGUGAUGAAAACGAAGUUAAUAUUGCCUUUGGAUCGAACCAUAUAAAGCCAUGGCGAACUGCCGGGAAUUUCAGUGGUGACUUUAUAAGGAGUCGACGGUUUGUGGUGGUUAAUGGCGACGGCGUGCCCGAGUACGGUGGCGCGGACGACGAUGACUACAAUGUCGUGUAUGACUAUGACGAUGGUAGUGGUGACCACGAUCACGACAACGACCACGACCACGGCUUUGACCACGACCACGACCACGGCUUCGACCACGAUCAUGGCUUCGACCACGACUACCAUGACUUCGAGGACGAUGACGACGACGACGAUCACGGUUUCGACGGUCCCGGUUACCAUCAUCACCAUCACGUGUGGUGGCAUCACUACUAUCACCACGGCGAACCACACUUACCGUUCCCACUAUUUCCACCAAUCUUCGUGUACAAGCGACACGGUUACCGCCGGUGCGAUAAAUGGCCGUUCGUGUGCAGGAGUACUUAUGAAAUGAUCCAAUGGCUUCAAUGUUAUCACGAAUUCCUUGCCAAGUCGGAAAUCAACGACGAGCAUGGCUUGCACGGGCUGGUCACUCACGCAUGGAGGAAGUUAACGGCAGGAUAGUAUCGAAUGUCAGGAUUUCGAAGGCGGUCGGAGUGGAAAAUCGUGAUUUUUACGACUAUUAUUUAUAACAUUGCGAUUUUUUUUUUAUUCCCAUAUUGGUAGAAGGAUUUAUAUUUCUAGACUGCCGGAAUGGUACCUUU